AUGGAAAGUAAUAAAUCAUCAUCACAUGGAGAUGUAUCAACUUCUCCAUCAUUUUUAAAUAAUCAUCAUCAAUUUAAUAAUGGUGGUGAUAUAAUCCCAAAAAAGAAAAAAAAUAGGAUAAUGCAUGUUGGUUCUUAUGAAGUUGGCAAAACUUUAGGUAAUGGUACAUUUGGUAAAGUUAAAUUAGGUACAAAUAUUUGUACAAAAGAAAAUGUUGCAAUUAAAUUUAUAAAAAAUAAUAAAUUAUCAGGAAAACAAAAAGAAACAUGUUUUAGAGAAAUUGAUAUUAUGAAAUUAUUAGAUCAUCCAAAUAUAGUGAAAUUAUUAGAUGUUGUUGAUAAAAGAGAAGAAGAAGGUACAACUUAUUUAAUAGUUGAAUAUGUAUCAGGUGGUGAAUUAUUUGAUUAUAUAGUUGCACGUGAAUAUAUUAAAGAGAAAGAAGCAAGAAAAUUUUUUAGACAAAUGAUAUCGGCCAUAGAGUAUUGUCAUGCAAAUUUAAUAGUUCAUAGGGAUUUAAAACCCGAGAAUUUAUUAUUAGACUCAAAUGGUGAUAUUAAAAUCUCGGAUUUCGGAUUGAGUAAUAAUAUUCAACCUGGUAAGCUAUUGGAGUCAUUUUGUGGCUCACCAUUGUAUGCAGCACCAGAGAUAUUGAAAGCAGAGAAAUAUUUAGGACCACCCGUUGACAUUUGGAGCUUAGGCGUUAUCAUGUACGCCGUGCUCUGUGGCAACUUGCCAUGGGAGGGCGACUCGCAGGCAGAGAUCUCGUUCAAUUCAGUGCAUGGUAAUUACGAAGAUCCCACCCAUUUAUCGGCAGAGGCAGUUCACAUUCUACGAAGAAUGAUUGUACCAAAUCCAAAAGAUAGAGCAACGAUUCAAGAACUUAAAAAUCAUCCAUGGACCAAUAUUGAUUAUCAAGAGAUUCCAAAAUCUCAUUUACCACCAAGAGAUGCGGUUCAUGAGAUUAAGGAAGACAUUUUCGCUCAUUUAAUUUCACUUGGUUUUCCAAAUACAAAAGAAACUCGUGAUAUAAUAUUAAAGAAUGAAAAUUGUGGUAUUGUAAAUGUUUAUCAUUUACUAUUGGAUAGAUAUGCUUCUAAAGAAGUUGAAAAUUUAAAAUCAAAAUUAGAAUUACUCUCAAAAAGAAAGAAAUCUUUCUCUGAUAAAAGAAAUCCUUCAACAAAUUCUUUAGCUUCAAUUCCAGAAGAUUCAAAUGAUUUAUCUUCUAAUAAUAAUAAUAAUCAACAACAACAAAAUUCACCACCUUCUAAAACUAAUUCCUCUUCCACUUCUUCAUCAAAUAGAGAAUCAAAUAAUAAUUCUCCUUCUCAAGGUUCAAUAAAAGAAAUUAGUUUAGAUGAGUUGGAUAAUCAUAUAGAACAAUUGGAUAAUGAUAUUGAAAAUUCUGAUAAUAAUAAAUCAUCUUCACUUACAAGAAGAUCUUCUGAUCCAAAUAAAGAUAUUGAAAAUUCUUUAAAAGCUCAAGGUUUAUUUUCAAGUUAUUCUGCACCUGGUGUACCAAAUUCUGAUCAUAAUUAUGAUUUUGAAACUUAUCAACAACAACAACAAUAUCAACAACAACUACACCAACAACAACUACAACUACAACAACAAUAUCAAUCACAAAUACAAUCCGAUAUAUCAUUCCCACAUGAUGAUGUUGAAAUUGAAAGUUAUUCAAUUCAACAGCAACAACUACAACAACAACAACAACAACAACAAGAACAACACAAAGAAGAUAAUAAUAAACCAAAUACAAAUUUAAGAAGAAAUUCAAUUGCAGUUUCAACAUUUAUGGAAGAUGAACCAAAUGAAAUGCCAAUUAAUAAUUUGUAUAAAAUGAAUGAACAAAUUCAACAACAACCAAUUAUUGGUGGUAGUGGUAAUGUAAUGAGAUCACAAUUUAAUCAAACAUUACCAACAAUUGAUCAACAACCAGUUAUUGAAGCACCAAAAACGAGAAGAAUGAGUUUAGAUUCACGUAUGUUAAAUGGUGAUCAACAAUCAUUGGUUGAAAAGAAUCAACAUAUGGCAAGUCCAAGAACUUCGAAAGGUAUAUUUAAAUCUUCAACUACCACUACUAAAUCACCAGAGAAAACAAUUAUCGAAUUGAAAAGAUCUCUCGAAGAAAGUGGUUUAUUCACUAAAAAGAAAGGUCCUUACCUUUUCUUAUGUUUUGAUGAAGAUAACUCUGUUAAAUUUCAAAUCGAAAUCGUUAAAAUUUGUAACCUUGAUUUAACUGGUAUUCAAUUAAAAAGAUUAAGUGGCGAUACUUGGAAAUAUAAAGAUAUUUGUACUGAAUUAGUUGAAUCAAUGAAAUUAUAA
Molecule: messenger RNA, 2322 nt
Organism: Dictyostelium discoideum AX4
Lineage: Eukaryota; Evosea; Eumycetozoa; Dictyosteliales; Dictyosteliaceae
Gene: mrkC
Exons: 2
Coding region: 1-2322 (773 amino acids)
Molecular function (GO): protein serine/threonine kinase activity; protein serine kinase activity; ATP binding
Source: RefSeq, a predicted model, not a curated record